GCCAAAAGAUCGCUUAUGGCUACUUCUCUUGUCACAUGUAUGGACAACUCGCAAAUAACUCCGUUGUACUUCAAUGUGACUUUCAACCCUGAUGACGGUUCCUUGAGAUACGCUCUUGACUUAACAACAGAUAUUUCUACCUACGUCGUUGCCCAUCUUCAGGUCUAUGCCUACGGUUUUCUCAUCAUCGAAAGAGACAUCGACAUGUGUUCGCUCGGCUGGCCGCAGUUUUGCCCUGUUUUCCCUGGCUCGUUACAGAUCGACUCCAUCGAGUAUAUCAGCAACGACGUCGUGAGCCUGAUCCCGGGUAUCGCAUAUACGGUGCCAGACAUCGAUGCUGUGGCCAAGGUCAUCGUCAAGGACAGAGACACCAAACAAACGUUGACCUGUUUGCAGGCUUCGUUCUCUAACGGGAAGACUAUUAGUCAGACCGGUGCCAAAUGGGCUACUGCCGUGAUUGCCGGCCUUGGUUUGUUGAUUGCAGCUAUCUUGUCGACUUUCGGCAACUCCAACGCUGCUUCUCACAUCUCAGCCAAUUCCGUAUCGCUCUUCUUGUACUUCCAGAGUGUAGUUGUUGUCUGUAUGCAACACGUAGAGAGAGUGCCACCUAUUGCCUCGGCCUGGUCGGAAAAUUUGGCCUGGUCGAUGGGGCUAAUCCGUGUUGGUUUCAUGCAAAAGAUCUUCAGAUGGUAUGUCCAGAGUACCGGAGGAAACCCAACCCAGUACUUUUCCGGAACCACAAAACAGAUUUUGGUUCAGAGAUCGCUUGACUACGUUAAUGGUAUCAGAAAGAGAGCCCUUGACUUUGCCUUGAAGUCCAACUCUAAUUUGUUUGUUUUGAGAGGUAUAAAGAGAAUCGGAUUCAAUUCGUUUAUCGAACCCACUUCUAUCGUAGUUACCGGGUUCACCUUCUUCAUAAUCGUGGGCUAUCUCUUGGUGCUUCUCUUGGUUGUCACCAAGCUGGUGCUAGACUUGUUGAUCCGAUUCAAGAGACUCUCCCCAUCUACUCUCACGACGUUCAGAUUGCAGUUCCCAGUCAUCUUGAAGGGCUCUAUCUUGAGAUACAUUUAUAUCGGCUUCACCCAGUUAGUAAUCUUGUCUCUCUGGGAGUUCACUCAACAAGACUCACCGGCUGUGAUCGUGUUGGCUGUCUUGUUUUUGCUCUUGCCACUUUCUGUGAUUGGAUACUCCUACUGGAUGGUAAUAAAAUUUGGCAAAGAGUCUAUCAAGAAGUACAACAACCCGGCUGCCAUGCUCUAUGGUGAUAACAGGAUUUUAGACAAGUACGGCUACUGCUAUACCAUGUUCCAUGCUGACAAGUACUGGUUUGGUGUAGUGUUGAUUGGCUAUAACUUACUCAAGGCUAUAUUUAUUGGCUUGUUACAGACAUCCGGUAAGGCUUCUGUGGUUAUAUUGUUUGUUAUCGAUCUUGCUUACACGAUCUACUUGAUCUACACAGCUCCCUACUUGAACAAGCCUACCAACAUUCUUUCGUAUGUGAUAUCUGUAGUUGUCACGGCCAACUCAUUCUUGUUCCUUUUCUUUUCCGAUUUGUUUGGCCAACCAGCUCCUGUGGCCUCUAUUAUGGGUUGGGUGUUCUUCAUUCUCAAUGCAGCUUUCUCAUUGGUGCUUUUGGUGUUUAUUCUUGUGUUCAUCGUCAUGUCGGUUAUUUCCAAGAACCCUGAUGCCAGAUUUGCUCCUGCUAGAGACGACAGAUUCUCGUUCCAGAGAAAGUCUUCCAUGAAGCGCAGAUCGUUUAUCGACGAAAAGCAGUUGUCAGACGAAGACUCCAACCAAGCAAGACUGGGCGGCGACGAGUUGGCUGCUCUUGGUGUUGCUGCUCAGGACCACUCCACCGACUGGGAAGCUCAGAUGUACAAGUUGAACAACCUCUCAGGUGAAGGCGCCAGCAGCCAGAAUGAGAUUCUGUCUAACCGUGAGUUCCUCACUCCU
Molecule: messenger RNA, 1953 nt
Organism: Scheffersomyces stipitis CBS 6054
Lineage: Eukaryota; Fungi; Ascomycota; Pichiomycetes; Serinales; Debaryomycetaceae
Gene: FLC1
Product: putative flavin adenine dinucleotide transporter
Exons: 1
Biological process (GO): transmembrane transport; fungal-type cell wall biogenesis
Source: RefSeq, a predicted model, not a curated record